This is a messenger RNA of Mesorhabditis spiculigera, 1785 nucleotides long. NCBI's taxonomy places the organism in Eukaryota, Metazoa, Nematoda, Chromadorea, Rhabditida, Rhabditidae. The record is from the annotation of a GenBank genome assembly.
AUGACGGCCACCACGAAGACGUACCGGACUAAAAAUCCGGAUCAGAACAAGACAAUGCAGAUCUUGUACGCGAGCGAGCUGUCCGACCUGUCAGAAGCCCGAAGUAUAAUGCGGACAAUGACAAUGAUGCCCACCGGAAUGGAGCGGGAAGAGGAGAUGGAGACACAUUUGCAAGAAGCCAUCAACUCGCAGCAGGCCACCACUUCCGGGAUGGGCGAGGCGACGUCGGUCAUUCCCACUCCCAAGGUCUACCCGAUAGAGACGGAGAGAUACGAGCGGAUAUACCAGACGCUCGGCCCGACGUCUUCACAUCUGAUGCGGGUGCAAGCCUGGGAAGCCCUUGAGCACGAAAAGCCGGUCUACGACUGUGACAGUGACGACGAAAAAUGGUUAAAACGGAAAAAGGGCCAAGUCACCGCUCGAGAACUAGAACGAGUUUUCACGGAACUCGAAGCAAAAUCGUCGGAUACGCAAAUCAUCCUGCCGGACAAUGCCAGACGAUGUGUGCAGUCGAUCAGUGUCCACAUUAUCGAUAUGGUCUACGACUAUUGGUUGACAAAACGGAAAACGAAGCUUCAAAGCGGGCAACCCGGCGGCUUGAUCCCGAAAAUCAGGACGGAAGCGAAGAAAGAGGGACAGAUCAAUCCUUAUAUUGCGUUCCGGAGACGGAUUGAAAAGAUGCAGACACGAAGGAAUCGGAAGAAUGAUGAGGACGCGUAUGAGAACGGGCUGCGGUUAUCCCGAGAUCUGCGACGGGCUGUGCAAUUGGCGGAUAUGGUCAAGAGACGAGAGAAGACCAAGCUGGCGCUGAUUGAGAGCGACAUAGAAAUUCUUCAAACGCACUUUGAGCUGGACGACUACGAUCCACAGUUGUACAUGCAGCUCGUGAACUCGCUGAGGGAUAAGGUAAAAGAGCCGAUCGCCGACGAGCCCAGCGUGCCCAGGAAGAAGGCGAGGAGGCGGAGGGUGAUGCCCGACAUUGACCGCGAAGUCCCCAAUCGAGCAUGGUUGGAGAAAAAUGAGGAGUUGUGGAAUGUGCCGAUCGAAGGCAAUUUGUCAACGGUUCUCAACUCAAACAUGACGGUCGAGGUGCCAGAAAGUGACGAUUCCGACCCGUACGAAUUCCAGCCGUAUCGUUGGUGCGCUUAUGCGGAGGCGGAUCCGAUCGCCGUCAACCCACUUUGCCAGGAUUCGGACGUGGAAUCGUCAGAGUCGGAGUUGAUGUCGGCGAACGAGGCAGAAGACGAAGAGGAGGACGAGGAAGAGGAAUUGGAGGACGAAGAAGAAGAAGCCGUUGAGAACGAGGUGGGCGAAUACGAGGAGGGACAGGAGGAUGAGGAGCAGCAGUGUGAAGUGGUCGAAGAAAACGGAGAAUCCGAGGAGGAGGAGCCGUUUACCGAAUACUAUCCAACUCGAGUCCGAAUCGGCAGGGGCGGGCGGCGAAUCGUGGAGCGGAAGGUGAUCUACUACCCGCCCGAAGUCUACAGCGAGGAGAAUGACGAGCCCAGCUGCUCCCACCAGGAUGAUGUUGAGGAGAAAGAGGAGCCGGCAAGUCAGGAGGACGAGGUUCGAUUGGAAGACCGACCGCUGUUGAUACCAAAGGCGGCUCUGGCUGCCCAGGAAAACGACAAAGUUUCUCUCAAGAAGCCUCCUAUCGGUCUGGGAUCCGUUUUUGAGAAUUCACCAAGCGAAGAGUCACGAUCCUGCUCUCCUGUAUUCCCCGGCUUACCUUGGCACUCGACAGCACAAACGAAUGGAACGGCAAAUUCAACUCAACUUCCAGCA